This is a messenger RNA of Dendroctonus ponderosae (mountain pine beetle), 1847 nucleotides long. Its product is annotated as mitochondrial glycine transporter. Gene Ontology annotation, biological process: glycine import into mitochondrion. The transcript has 6 exons. NCBI's taxonomy places the organism in Eukaryota, Metazoa, Arthropoda, Insecta, Coleoptera, Curculionidae. Gene Ontology annotation, cellular component: mitochondrion; mitochondrial inner membrane. Gene Ontology annotation, molecular function: glycine transmembrane transporter activity. The record is from RefSeq and is a predicted model, not a curated record. Bases 447 to 1310 code for a protein of 287 amino acids.
CGAAGAAAUGUUAUUUGAGACUCAACUGUUAACGAGCAGUUUUGUGUCAGUAUCUGCUCACUUUAGACCGUUUUAGAUACCGUUUAAAACCGCCUUAUUGUGUGGCUUUCUGUGAAGUUUGUGGGAAUCAAUUCAGUGCAGAAAUAUUAUUAAUAUUAUAUUAUUUAAAUUUGUUAAAGAGCUUUUACUUGGUUACGCUCGGUUUUUCUUUACCUUGUGUCUUUCUAUAAAGUCUUAAUAGUUUAAAUGAUUUCAUACCUAUAUGUCGAAAGAAUGACCAACGCCAAUAAAUUUCGUGUCAACCCCAUCUACUACUCAGACUAUUCUGAUACGGAACUUUGUUAGAAAUAUUCGAAACACUGGUUCGAAUUCGCCCUUAACGCCCUCAAGUUUGUGGCUGAAGAUAUUUUUAUACCUGAGAAUUUUUAUUAAGUUUAUAUCGAAUUAUGGAUAUCGUUAGUAGUUAUCCCCUAGUAAAAGCCUUCCUUGCUGGUUCAUUUUCGGGAACAUUUUCAACAGUUCUGUUCCAACCAUUGGAUUUGGUUAAAACCAGGUUGCAAAACUCACCUGCAACAUUUAUAAAUGGCCGCCAUGGAACUCUCAGUAUGCUCAGCAUAUUUACCAACAUUGUACAGCAAGAGCAUAUUAAAGGUUUAUGGAGAGGAAUGACUCCAUCUAUCACAAGAUGUGUGCCAGGAAUCGGUUUAUACUUUUCGUCAUUAGACUACAUCAAAUCCCACUAUCUAGAAGGGAAAACUCCCACUGCCUUGGAGUCCGUAACAAUGGGAUUCUGUGCCAGAUCGAUGAGUGGGGCUAUUUUGAUUCCGAUUACUGUAGUGAAAACCAGAUUUGAAAGUGGCAUGUAUGAUUAUAACAGCAUGGUGUCCGCUUUAAAGCACAUUUAUCGCACGGAAGGCUUACGUGGCAUGACGUGCGGGCUGGUUCCUACGUUGUUUAGAGAUGCUCCGUUUUCUGGACUCUAUCUUAUGUUCUACACUCAGACGAAACAGCUGAUUCCCAAAGAACUUAUCAACUCUCCAUACACCUCUCCCAUCCACUUUACCUGUGGAAUAACAGCAGGUAUUUUAGCAUCGGUGGUAACUCAGCCAGCUGAUGUUCUCAAAACCAAAAUGCAACUUUAUCCCACCAAAUUCAAGGGUCUUUGGUCGGUGAUAGUUUACGUACAUAAUAAUCAUGGUGUACAAGGCUAUUUUAAGGGUAUGGUCCCACGAAUGUUGCGUCGUACGCUGAUGGCCGCCAUGGCUUGGACUGUGUAUGAGCAGCUUUCGAAGAAAUUAGGUUUAAAAUAAUACAGUACUAUUUUAUUAAGGGGUAUUCUAGGUAUGAAACCAUGGAUUACUGGCUUAAAAGCCGCAUUACGGCCUUGUAUCAGAUUCAGUGUUCGGUCUGAUUCACUUUGCAAGAUUUUUGUAUGCAAAUUUUCCACAAUGAACCACAUCUAUCCCAUAGAGUUACUAAUAGCAGUAAAUAUAUUUUUAUUAUACAUUUAUAAUGAAUAGUACUGUACUAUUUUAGAUUAUAUUUUUACCACUUAUUCAUUUAAUGAUGGUGAAUAGCACAAAAUUAUAAGAUGCAAAACCCAUUAAAAAUCCUUUUGGUGCUCUUGUAAUAUAAGAUUAGGAAAAUGGGACUAUAUACCGUGUUUUUGCAUAAUCGUAUUAGAGUUUUACAUGUUUUUAUUCGGGAUAAUCUGCAAACGAUAUUGUAUGAAAACCAUACAGUAUUGAUUUGUGAUAUAUUUUGUUAUUUUAUAUAUUAUUUUGCUGUCGGCAUUUUGAGAUGUGGAGAACAAAAUGUUGGGAAAAUAAAGCAUUUGAUUUGUUGAA